CUUUUUGCAGGAGAUGCCAUGGCCCCAGUCGCAAACAGGGCGAUAGGAAGCACUCAGAAUACAAUUACCUCUGCGAUCGUUAAGGUUACUCGAUGGAGAGCCAAUUCCCAAUUAGGCCGACGUACUUUCGCGGUCUGCCACUGAGCGACGAGAACCAGCGGCAGCAUGUGGCAACGGCCCGCGAGAUGGCCCAGUCUCUCAUGAACUUGGCGUACAACGAGCAAUGGCGCUUUGUCCCGCCCGAGAAGGAUGGCGUUCAGUACAGAAAGGAUACGUCCAACAUGGAAUGCUCGUACCGAUUCAUUCGGAGCUCGGUGACUCUCAAGUGCACGCCGGCCGAAAUGGCGACCAUGAUGAAGCACCAGUCGACCGAGACCAUGCGCAGCUUCAUGCGCAAGUUCAUGGGCAAGUCGUUCAUCGACGGGAUGGUCUUGCACUCGAUCAUGCCAUCCAUGGACAACAACGCGACCGUCGACGCCACGUCGGCCAUCACGGACGAAGUCGUGACGGUCAAGUGGGGCGUGGUGGAUGCCGGCAUGGGCACGCGUCGGGACGUGUGCGUUCUCGACCUCGUCGGCGACACGUUUGUGCCCAACACCCCCGAGAAGGAAGCGCUGCACAUGUGGUGCAUGACGUCCGUGGACGGCAACAACGUCGGGUGCCUCUCGCUCAAAGAUUCGCACAACAUUGCGCGUAUGGAGAUCUCCAAGCUCGGGUUUUUCUGGCGAAAACUGUCGCGGGACGAGCUCGAGGUGGUCGUGUGCGGCAGCUUCAAGUCCAAGAACGUCAAGCCCGUGGCCGCGGGGGUCGUCCUGGCGCUGCACCGCCUAGGCGACAUCCUCGAAGACCUCCGGCUGAGUUUUCAACACUACGCGGACAGGUCGACGUGGGUCAAGGACUGCGACCGGACGGGGUGCAUCCUGUGCAUGCGGACGUUCCACACACUUCGGCGAAAGCACCACUGUCGCAUGUGCGGCGACCUCAUCUGCUCGGAUUGCAGCAUCGUCAAACUGGUCAACCUCAACGUCAUCGGGUCAUCCAAGCUGCGGCUGUGCAAGGUAUGCUGCAUCCGAGCCAAGUCGACGCCCGUCGUGCCCACCGUCCUCCCCCCGUCGCGCCCUCCUGUCCUUGUCAGCGACAAGGAGUUUGGCAUGGACUCGGCACGGUCGCGGGGCUUGACCAACCAAACGUGGUUCGACUCUGGGUCGCCGAUGAGUCCGAGUCAACUGAGCGGCUCCGAGUACGACGACGACACGACCGUCGACCAUUUCUCCACCAAAGGACUGUGCGGCGAAGUGCUGCGCUUGUCCGUUACGCGGCUCAGCACAGUUCAUCAAAUCCCCCCGAGGGAGUCGACGGGGGUGAUGCUGACUCCACCAGCAAAUCGCACGAGAUCUGCCGACAAGCCAGCGCACGGUGUCGGCACGCGCGAGAAUUCGUUCGAGCUGCUGUGCGAUUUGGCAUGCGAAGCCCUCAACUGCCCCAUCGCAGUCGUAUGUCUCUUGGACGGGUCAAAGGAAAAGAUCAAGUCGCUGGUUGGACUGGACAACUGCGCGCUGCAGAUCGAAGUCGGCGUCUUUGUGGACAAGGUCAUGGGGCUGUCCCCCAUCGUCGUGCUCGAUGCCGCCACCGACAAGCUCACGAUGGCAAUCUUCGACCGCGUGCCCAUUCUGCGCUUCUUCGCCGGCUGCCCUAUCUUUGGCCGAAUGGGCAAGUACAUUGGAUACAUUUGUGUAGCAGAUACUCGCAAGCGAACGCAACUCGGUUCGAGCUGCGCGUUCACGAUGGAGCGGCUAGCGUCGCUCGCGGCUACCACCAUGGAAGCACACACGGCGGCGCCGGAAGUCGCGUGUCCAUCUCCUAUGGGCGACUCGACAGAAAUCAGGAUGCGGGACCUGCUCCUCAAGUCGUACAUGACCCAACAGCAGAUUGCGACUCAAAAUAUGUGGCGUUAAGAGCCCACUUAUCCUAUUUGUUCCUGUCUUGCAAGUCAAUACCCUGU
Messenger RNA from Aphanomyces astaci, 2002 nucleotides. RefSeq lists its product as hypothetical. The coding region runs from base 93 to 1955 and encodes 620 amino acids. Gene Ontology annotation, molecular function: metal ion binding. NCBI's taxonomy places the organism in Eukaryota, Oomycota, Saprolegniomycetes, Saprolegniales, Verrucalvaceae. The record is from RefSeq and is a predicted model, not a curated record. The transcript has a single exon.